Lytechinus variegatus (green sea urchin) is the source of this 4886-nucleotide messenger RNA. RefSeq names its product pro-epidermal growth factor-like. The transcript has 12 exons. Gene Ontology annotation, molecular function: calcium ion binding. The record is from RefSeq and is a predicted model, not a curated record. Lineage: Eukaryota; Metazoa; Echinodermata; Echinoidea; Temnopleuroida; Toxopneustidae. The coding region runs from base 457 to 2547 and encodes 696 amino acids.
GUGGCCCUUUUCAACUUGACAUCGCUAAGCAUCAAGACUACCAUUUUACUAUUCCAAACAUACUGUGACACAUCGUUCAGGAGGAAAACUACUGCAUCAACCCUUGAAUCGUUAUCAAUAAAGCAAAGCGUUAUCAUGGUCAGAACAUUCGUCAUAAAGCUAAACAACGCUACCGACACAAGGCGAAUAACGUUCUUUAGUCCCCGAUGUCGUAUCCCUUCUCGAACGCCUUGAACAUCAUCGCGUAAGUUGUCCCUCGAUGGGUUCUCGUCAUCGGCGUGUUGUUGAACCGCUACACGGCGAAAGCGUUUGGACUGCGAUACCGCUUUUUGUAUCAGAGCGAAGUUGAAGAAUAUUAUCAAGCUCAAUGGCAAUGACAUGGACAUCGGCAGCAUAAGAAGAUAUGGGAGAGUCGUCGGCAGUGUUGCCUGAAAGCCUUCUGGGGAACAUUCAUGCAUGUCGAGAAACGGAAAGUGGCGUAAUGGCAGGAACAUCAGAGCACACAACACAGAAAGCAGAAAAAUCAAAAUAGAAAUGGACAUCACGAGGCGUUUUUGCAUCAUCUCCUUGAUAACUGUGCAUCUCUUUGUUGUUCCAUCGAGUUCCACUGACAAGUUAUUCGUUGCCGAUGCCCACGAGAACGGCGGGAGCAUCCUCAUGGCCGAAACCGACGGGUUAAGCUUCGUCAAUGCCACCUUCAGCACACUUCCCCUCACUGGACUCCGACAGCCCAUCGGUGUGGAGUAUGAUCCAAGGACAGAGAUGGUGUAUUGGACGGACGCUUUCCUGCACACCAUUAACAGAGCCGUCAUUGACGGUUCUAUGCAGGAGGUCAUCGCUCAACUGGACCAGACAAGCAUACCAGAAGAUUUUGAAUAUCCUUUUGGAAUCGCCCUGAACCUAGAUGAAGAUAAGGUCUACUGGGCUGAUCAAUAUAGCGAUAGGAUAGAGAUUGCUGAUCUGGAUGGCUCUAAUCGAGAGGUUUUGAUAUCAACUGGCUUCAACACAAACGCGGCUGGCGUAGCUUACUCACGAAUAAGAAGGAAAAUAUUUUGGACAGAGCAAGGACCGGAGCCUAAAAUUGAGAUGGCCAACCACGAUGGCACCGGUCGCCAAGUCCUAGUUGAUAGCUCCCAACUUGUAAAGCCAAAUGGAAUAUGCCUCGAUUCUCCAGAGUCGAACCUUUAUUGGACCGAUACGGACAGAGACAGCCUGGAAAGCAUAAACUUGGAUACUAUGACGACAUCAAUACAUUUCAUGAUAAACCUUGAUAUUCAUCCGUUUGGAAUCGCAAAUUAUUUUGAGGAUUUAUAUUUCUCCGACAUUCUAUCGGAAACUGUGUAUCUUGUCGACUAUCCCGAUCGCAGCCUGGCUCAAAUUGAUCGUGCUUUGCCCUCACCUGUUGAUAUUCAUAUCUAUUCAGAUACAACUUGUCCAGGCUUCAACCUUUGCGCCGCCACGGGGACAUGUGUUUUGACUACUCGGCAACCUGAGAACAAAUUUGUAUGCCUUUGCCGACCUGGAUACACAGGGAUUUACUGCGAUGAAGAUAUCAAGGAAUGCGAUUCAUCGCCUUGCAUUCAUGGGAGAUGUAGUGAACCUGAAGUUGCUUCUUACGAGUGUACCUGUCAACCUGGAUUCACAGGCCGAAAUUGCGAAAUAAACAUUACUUAUUGCGACCCGUCACCCUGUACGAAUGGAGCCACCUGCAUGGAAGAAUCACUAGGAUAUACAUGCGAGUGUGCUGAGGGUUUUACCGGAGACACAUGCAGUGAAGAGAUCACGUGUCCGUUGCCGAACCAUCCUCUUAGCCAUGUUUCGCAACCCCAGAGUACGUACAUGGCAGGAGCUCUGAUCACGAUCGAAUGCGAUGAGAUAGAUGCGUCUGUCGUUUGGAGAUGUAAUGGCGCCACCGGAGAAUGGAUUCAGUUGGCCGAUCUAGAUUGUCAAUCAGAUGAAAAAGGGUUGCCAAUAUCAGCUCUAAUAGGUAUUGUGGCUGGGGCAUUGUUCGUUCUAUUAAUUGGAAUCUGCCUAUGUUUCCUAUACAAAUUUGUAAAUAAAAGAAACCGGGAUCUGCCAUUAGCCAGCGACCUCCACGGUAAUACCAACUCUGCUGCCAAUGUACCAAUGGGUGCUGUAGGACGUAGGUCCCAGCCAUGCGCUGAAAGCAAGAUAUUAGGCCUGGAUGAUCCCAUCUAUGCUGCUCCUAAGGAUGUACUUUCUAAUGACUACGCAUCGACAUACUCAACACAGAUUCCCCGUACCUCUGAAGGGAGUAGGUUAGGAGCAUUACCAGACAUACCCAAAGUUGAUGAUCUCCCACCGGAAUAUUCUGUUUGUGAUCCUACCCCCUCGGGUGGUGAGCUUGCCACACCUGCCGUGGGUAACAUGUACGAGUCAAGGAUAGGCUACCAACGCGCUCCCGUCGACAUGACGCCCUCACCAAUGAUGGCGCCAAAGAACCUCAAUCAUCAUUAUUAUGAACAUCGGCCCCGUUCGGAAGCUAAGGAUAAGCCUAAUGAGUACUUUGUCGUCCAAGAAGAUUAGCUAUACAGAGUCAAGAACAUUUUAAUCCUUAUCGAACUAAGGGUCUGUUAAAAAUUAUGGUAAUCCAAUGCACUUUGGAGAUUGAUUGUUAAAUUUUAUCUUUUUAUGUUUGCCUUAAAACAAGUCUAAUGUGCACGAGACAAAUACAAAUGCGUUUUAUUGGAUAAAUUUUGUGAUAAGGUAUGAACAUUUUGUUUGAUCGGUUGAACAAUAAAUUUAGAUUUCUCGGUGUAUCCUUCAAAUAUAAAUCCAUAUGUCAUAGAAUGAUCAUUCACAGGAUGCCAUUAUUAUCUGAAGGCCGUCUUAUGUCUAAUCACUAUACAGAUUUAAAAGAUAAUUGCUAAAGGGUCAGAAGAAGGUAAUGAAACAUUUCUAAGAAAGGGCGGUCACUAGCCCAAUAUUCGAAAUUCAGCAUUUGGAAAAGAUCAACAGAACAAAGAUGCAAUGGUCUCUUUACUUUUUGUAAGAUUGGAAAAUUAAUCCACUCCAAAUAGAUUACCCUUGCCAAAAUUUUAAGUUGUGGGAAGAAUAUCAGAAUCCUCCCCUGUUUAUGUGUCUCUUGCAUAUUCUACUGCAUGUAAUAUAACAUUUUUUCCAUAACGCUCUUUAUAUUCAAUUUGAAGUAUGUUUGAAUCAUCUUGGGUAUUCCCAGCACAAGCUGCAUUUUGCUGGUUUCCCCCUUCUGCUUUCUUCAUGAUUUACCAUUUAAAAUCAUUUAGAAUCAUUGUUACAUAAUAUAUCGUGUUUCAUAUGUCUUAGAUUUUCACGUAUUGGAUCCAAUGUAGGUAUAAAGCGCCAAACAUCCAAAGCCUUCGAUGGUAUAUUCGUUGCAGUCACUGGCGUACAGAUGUGGAAGGGGGCUUGGGUGCUAUGUCUAGUCUGCAUGCACAGACAUUUUUGUUGCAACUCGCAUAGUGUAGAGUCUGAAGUAGUGAGACUAGAUUCAUUAUUUACCAUUGCCACCUUUUAUCUUGCACAAACAGAGUUUUGCAAUUUGCAGUCUAUUUUUUUUCAGAAAUGGUAAAAUUGAUUAAAGUGUCAAAUAUGAGUAUUUGCUUGCAUACUAGGUCAUGCACCCCACCCAGUUUCAAGAUCAAGAAGAUAAAAAAGGGACAAAAAGAGAGAGGUAAAAGAUAAAUGGGUUAAUUGUUACAUCAUUUUCUGAAUAGCAUGUCAAAGUCAUGAAAUUGAUCCACACUGUGCUGCAGUCAAAGCGGGUAGGUGUGUGCCGGACAGGAAUUAAUUAUGCGAGUACGCUGUAAUUAUGUAUUACGGCCACCAAGCUAAAUCCGUUGUAAUAAGUCCUUUUGAACCGCUCAGAGACGUUAUAAUCAUAAUAAUGUUAUAAUCGGUAUGCAAGAACUGUUUAUUAUUACUAUGAUUGAUAUCUGCGUCUAUUUGAUUUAACAAUUAUUGAGUAUGUACCCAUCAUAAAUACUGGUGGAAUUUUGGCAAUUGAUCAGAAGACUUAUACCUCGGUCACAUUCAUUCAUUCAUUUAUUCAAUUUUUCCAACGAAAUUAAGAAGCAAUAAUUACAAUAAAUAAAACAUAACAUCAGAAAAUACAAAUGAUAAAUAUUCAAGUAAACCAAAUAUAUAGAAUAUGCACCUCAUACAGAGGAUAAUAUAUCAAAAAUGUUGGAAAAACGGAGUGGUCCAUUUGCUCUACGGCGGCCGUACAGCGAGUCGAAAACAGCCGUUUGACAUUUUUUUUUUUAUAAUAGCUACAUAAUAAUAUAUAAAAAUCAAUAAAAGGGCUGUUUUCGACUCGCCGUAGAGCAAAUGUGACCAAUGUAUUAGUAUUCCUGAAAGAAUAGACAGAUUUACGGCUUGAAAAAUUGCCUGUAAAUUCAUAUGAAUGUGAAUCUGAUUCUGUUCUGUUCGAUUUCUUCAUCCCCAACUAUCGUUGACGAAUAGGAACCUCAGUUCAGAGAGCGAGUAUACAUGUCGGGAUUCAAUCCAUUUUUGUACAGUUUAAUAUAUUGGUUUAACCAUCAAAUACAAAAACAAUACAAAUUAGUUAGAGAAUUAGACAAGCAACCUUUAUAAAUAUUGCCCUUCUCGAUGAUAUCCCAUAUGUGAAUUCUGUAAGUUCCAAUAUCACUGAAAGGGCUUAUGUGAGUGAACUUGUGACGUCACCGUGAUGAAACUUCAAUUUUUUACGAUCGUGAUAUUUAACCUAUUUUCAUAAUCUUUCGCUUGCAAUGCUGCAAGGUUCCUACAUUAUUGGUAUAGGUCAAGGUGACCAAUUGGUUGAUGUAGCACACACUGAUUUUAAAUGAUUUAAGUGUAACCAUUCUUUACAAUAAUAUGCAAAAUAAUGUAAAUAAAGUGUAUUA